UGAAAACGACAUGUCGUUGAAAUAUGAAUACAAACAUCACCAGAACAAUCUGUUUUAAUGCGGAAACACAGAAAUAUUUAUUCUCAUGUACCUGUCUGGGAAUUUACCUGACAUGGGCAAUUUUUCUAUAAAAUUUCUUUGUAAGAGGUUCAAGAUUGGGCAUCAGUUUUCCUGCCAUUUUCCUUCGUUAAACCCGAAAAUGCUUACAAUUUCUGUAAUUUUCAACUUCUUUUACUCCAAAUUUCCUUCCUCUAAUCUUGGUUCAUGAACCUUCCCCAAAAUGGCACAAGAACAGAAAAUAUUACCAACCAUUUUCUACUGAUUCGUAUUCUCUUCUCAAAACCACAAAAAUAUUAUAUUAUUUCUUGUGGGGUGAUAAUCUUGAUUACUAGAAACAGAUGAUCUGCUACUGUCCCAACCAACAUUUGCAUCAGUAGCUCAUGUAGUUCAUGCUUGUUCUUCAAUCCUCUGGUCUUUAUGUGAAAUUUUUAUAUUUUAGCAUUCAUAGCCUGAAAGGUUUCACUUUCUUGAACAUCAUGAGGCAAUUUGCGGACAUUUUUCUUUCAGUUGAAUCACAAAAAGGGCAGCUAGAGCAUGGACUACUUGUUCUAAUUAAUUAAUGACCUUAAUGUUGAUCCUAUUUUACCAACUCAUGAAGGUUUCAUCUACUAAAUUAACGUUGAUUAUAAUCACCAUUAGCUAUGUGGAGAGCAUUUUUUAAUGUAGCUAAUGACCCAUUAAGAUGCAAGAUGAAGUGAAAAAUUGAGUACAAAAAGCAUAUAUACCAUGUCCUGUGAUGGAUCUCAUAAGUUCAUUUUUUUUAGUCGAGCUCUGAUUGGGGUUCAAACUCAUGACCUCACAAUUCUGAAGAUGAUUCUAAGUACUAUUAAGCCAAAUUCACAGAAGUUAUUUGGCUACUCUAGAACUGGAUGCUUCGGCUGUAGCCAAAAGAGCAGUUUCUUUGGCUUGUUUCUGAUUCCAUUUUUACUUUCGGCUACCUUUCUCCCUUAUACUAAUGCAUAAAAACAAAACAAAUAUCAGGUUUUCCCUUGAGAGAGAGAGAGAGAAUCCAAAAACAUAAUAAAUGAAAGCCAACCUAGCAUGUCAAGCAAGCAUAAAAAUUCAAGCAAUAAAAUAUUACUUUAUAGAAUCCUCAAGCCCUUUUUGUUAAUUAGGUAUGGAAUGCAUUAUGGGUUAAUGCCCUCAUACUACCUUGUUGCUCAUCAUUCACAAGAUGAAAUAGUAACUUGAGAACAUUUUUGCCCCAGCUAGAGAGGGGACCAUCCUCUUUCAUUGUCCAUACAUCUACCAUGCAAAGAAUCCACAGCUGUAUAAUGUGCUCACACCAUUUAGCAAUUAGCAAAAGAGAAAGAAAGAAAGAAGCCUCCAAAAAGGCCUAGACUAGAAUAUAUUUUCUCUCUCUCUCAAGCAUUUCCCUCUGGCACUCAACUCAAAAUCUGUGAUUUACCCACACAAUCUUUGCAUGUGAGUCAUUAAAGAUAAAGAAGAUGAAGCUGUUCUCAGUUUUUGUUAUAGUCAUUCUGCUCCUUCAGGUUUGUUUGGGCCAUUCAUUUCUCAGUAAUGCUGCAAAAUUUUCAGCAAAUAUUGAUGUAGGAAGUGAUGUAAUUGCCAUUGACAAGAAACAUCACUAUAAGAAAAUCAAUUGUGGCUAUGCAUGCUCAAGGAGAUGCAAGGAUUCAUCAAGAAAGAAUGUGUGCCAUAGAGCAUGUAGAACUUGCUGCCAGAGGUGCCAGUGUGUUCCUCCAGGUACCUAUGGCAACAAGCAAGCGUGUCCAUGUUAUGCAAGUCUCAGAACCCAUGGAAAUAAGCCCAAGUGCCCUUGAAUUUCAUCCCACUAUUUAUAAAUAAUAUAAUCUUGAUCAAAUGCCUUUUUAUUAAUCUCUAGAUAAUAAAAUAAUUAUACGAUCAAUAAGGGAAUAAGAUCAAGCUAUAUGUGCUUGGAUUACCUUUCAAUCCUACUUUGUGAAAGGGAUUGUUGAAGAACUUGAGAAGCAAAUUUUAUUCUUUUUUGUAAUUAAUUUAUAUAUGUAUAUUAUAUUCCUUUCUUUAUAUAAGAGCAAAAGAGCUGGAUCCAUCUUAUGCAA
Molecule: messenger RNA, 2105 nt
Organism: Hevea brasiliensis (rubber tree)
Lineage: Eukaryota; Viridiplantae; Streptophyta; Magnoliopsida; Malpighiales; Euphorbiaceae
Product: gibberellin-regulated protein 9
Exons: 5
Coding region: 1509-1844 (111 amino acids)
Source: RefSeq, a predicted model, not a curated record